Candidula unifasciata is the source of this 2442-nucleotide messenger RNA. The record is from the annotation of a GenBank genome assembly. Lineage: Eukaryota; Metazoa; Mollusca; Gastropoda; Stylommatophora; Geomitridae.
AUGGAGUUGGGAAGUAAAUUUGUUUACCUUGGCAACACUGAUGAAGAUGUGGAGGAAGUUGUGGAGUGCAAUGGCGUUGUCUUGUCAGACAGUGAAUCCGAAGACAGUGCUGACGAUGCCGAGGAUUGUCUCCUCGACAUUCUGGAUACGGCAGGGCAGGAGGAGUACUCAUCUCUGAGAGACCAGUAUGUGCGUACAGGAGAUGGGUUUGUCAUCAUUUACAGCAUCACUGACAGGAAUAGCUUCACCCAAGCAGAGUCCAUCUUCAACUGGCUUGUACGCAUAAAACAAACCACUCCUCAUACUAUUUUGGUAGCUAAUAAACAGGACCUGCUUUCUGGAGCCACAGUAACAACACAGGAGGGACAAGACUUGGCUAAAAAGCUGGCUGUACCAUUUUUUGAGACGUCUGCCAAGACUGGAGAGGGUGUCACUGAAGCUAUGACGGGCCUCAUCAAGAUAAUUCCAAGAACCAGCAUAAAAUAUAAGAUUGUCAUGCUUGGAAGUGGAGCAGUUGGAAAAUCAUGCAUUACACUCCGCUUUGUCAGCAACACAUUUCUGGAUGAUUAUGAUCCGACUAUUGAAGAUUCUUACCGCAAAAUGAUCAAAGUUCAGGGUCUUCCAAAAAUGAGCAAAAACAAGCAAAAAUCUUUAGAGGAAAAGCUGAAAAUGGUUCCUGAAAAGAGCUAUGCAAAAUCACGCGGAAGUAUUGCUGGAAUACCACCACUGCCCCCUAGAGCUGGAAUAACAAUCACAGAAAGGAAGACAGAUGCUAACGUUGUGCUCAUUCCUCUGAGAAUUCUGGAAGACGAACCAAACUUGGUGACUGGAGACCCAAUCACCUGUGCCCAGUGUUUGGCUGUGCUUACAAGUACAGCAGUACUGAAAGCAGACGGAGAAGCUAAAAAGUGGGAAUGCGAGUUUUGUUUUCAUAGCAAUGGUGGCUUAAACAUCUCAGAGAAUGAAGUCCCCAAAGCAGAUUCUAUUGAUUUCAUGCUGAUACCUGCACCACCACAGACAGCUACAGAAGAAACUGUUGAAGAAGUUGUUGUAGAGAAGAAGAAAGUGACGACAAAAGGAGUGACAGUGUACUGCAUGGAUGUUAGUGGAUCCAUGCAAGGUCUUUGUCGUGUUCCAGAGUCACAUGUUGCCUGGCGUGAGGAAAGAACAUUUGGAACUGAGACUGUUUCUCAGGUUACAAGACUUGAUUGCAUCAAGAGAGCAAUUCAGAGGCAAAUUGAACAACUGAAGGAAGAAAACCCAACAAAACAAGUGCUUCUUGUUGUAUUUGACACUGACGUUCAUGUCAAAAGUGGAGGAACAACAGAGACUUUCCCCAUAUUUCAACAACUAGAGAGGAAAUCAUUCCAGGAACUUCUUCAGUUGGGUGUGGGUCUUUCAAGAGAUUAUCCGUUAAAGAGCAUUGAAGAAUCAUUUGAAUCAGUAAAUCAGGCUGUUACAUACUUGAGAGCUGAUUCUUCCACUGCACUUGGCCCAGCGCUGUCUAUCUGUGCUGGGUUUGUCAGUAACAUACCUGGAUCAGAAAUUGUUCUCUGCACAGAUGGAGAGCCAAAUGUUGGCAUUGGGAGUCAUACCUCAAGAGGUUUUGAUCGUGAAUUUUAUAGAACCGUAGGUGACUAUGCUCGCUCCAAGGACAUAACCAUUAACAUACUGGCUGUCGGGGAAGACUCUGUUCAGCUGAGGACUGUCAGUGAAGCAGCAGAGAGAUCAGGAGGCUUAACGAAUCGUUUGAAUCCUGUUGAAAUGAUGAGACAGCUGCGUUUGAUUGCACAGAAUGUUGUGAUUGCCUACUCAGUGUCUGUUAGAUUUUAUCUGCAUCCAAAUUUCUUCUUUGAUGAGAUCGGUUUUCCAGAUAACCUCAGUAGACUGGACAAGGAGGUGGGAAAUGUCAGGAAGGAGACAGAGCUUACAUUUAGAUAUAAGCCAAAUGAUGCCAAAAAAUCUGACAUUCAGCAAAUGUCAUCAGUACCUUUCCAGAUUCAGAUUACGUAUACACGCCUUGAUGGCAUGAGGUGCUUGCGAGUGCUGAGCAAAGCUGCUCCCACAACUACCAGCAGGAAGGAGAUGGAAGAGAACAUUGAUGUGUCAGUGAUGGGAGCUGCAGCCAUGAAAUCAACAGCCUACAUGACCAAAGCUGGAAAGUCACGUGAGGCACAGCACCAUUUAAAGCUUGCUUUUGAAAGUAAGAUGGCAAGCUGGGACGUUAUGUUGACGGAGGAUCAAGAGAAGCUGGUAAGUGGGAUUACAUUGGUGUGUUAUCGUGCAGAUCUUGGUGAUACAGUAUACAGUGCUGUACAGCUGGCUGCCAAUGUAACAGCUGCUUCACAGUAUUCCACAGACAGGAAGAUGCCAGUUCUUAAGUCCAAAGUUGCAAGUAAAGGCACCAAAGAGGCUUACUAUGCAUACAAGGAUAGUUACUGA